This is a messenger RNA of Calliphora vicina (urban bluebottle blowfly), 576 nucleotides long. RefSeq names its product Acyl-CoA binding protein 1 (gene Acbp1). The record is from RefSeq and is a predicted model, not a curated record. Gene Ontology annotation, molecular function: fatty-acyl-CoA binding. The transcript is spliced from 4 exons. Bases 117 to 389 code for a protein of 90 amino acids. Lineage: Eukaryota; Metazoa; Arthropoda; Insecta; Diptera; Calliphoridae. Gene Ontology annotation, biological process: fatty acid metabolic process.
UACUGUCACCUUUUGAAAUUCACCUUAAGUAAAAUAUAACAACCGGCUAAUUUUCACACAGAUAUUAACUAUUCAACUGAUUAACUACGCACAAAGUUAGAUUAAUUUUAACAAUAAUGGCCACUCAAGAGGAAUUCAACAAAGCUGCUGAAGAUGUCAAAAAUUUGAAAACUACACCCGCCGAUAAUGAUUUAUUAGAAUUGUAUAGUUUGUACAAGCAGGCUACCGUUGGCGAUUGUAAUACAGAUAAACCUGGAUUUUUGGACUUCAAAGGAAAGGCCAAAUGGGAAGCUUGGAAUAAUCGUAAGGGUAUGUCAACUGCUGAUGCUACUAACGCUUAUGUAGAAAAAGUUAAAGGAUUAAUCGCCUCCGUCGGUCUUAAAGCAUAAAAUGAGAAAACACAACGAAUAUUUUGAAACAAGUCCAGUUUUUUUUUAUUAAAUUAUUACUUAUAGCAUUUAUUACAAAAAAUAAAUGAUUAAAUAAAUAUUAGAGUAAAUGUAUAAACAUACAAUAUAAUUGCACAUUUUUAUAAGGUAUAAAAUAAAGUAAAUACCUUUUUCAAGUUUAAUAUAA